This is a messenger RNA of Mizuhopecten yessoensis (Yesso scallop), 5058 nucleotides long. Its product is annotated as actin-85C-like. The record is from RefSeq and is a predicted model, not a curated record. Bases 68 to 1177 code for a protein of 369 amino acids. The transcript is spliced from 3 exons. NCBI's taxonomy places the organism in Eukaryota, Metazoa, Mollusca, Bivalvia, Pectinida, Pectinidae.
GAAAACAUCCGGUAACAUUUCUCCCAUGUACUAGGAAGUGGGCUUCGCCACACAGACAGCGGUCAGAAUGGACAAGCCUGCAAUUGUUAUUGACAACGGGUCUAUAACUUACAGAACUGGAUUCGCCGGAGAAUCUGGUCCGAUGACGUUUCCCUCUAUUGUUGGAAAACCUAGGCAUAAGGGCGUGGAAAGCUUACAAGAUGACGAUAUUCUCUUUAGUGAUCAGGCCAAGAGUAGGAGAGGGGAUCUUAGAAUAAAGUACCCCGUCGAAUGGGGCAUAAUCACCAACUGGGACGACAUGGAGAAACUGUGGCAUCACAUGUUCUACAAGGAACUCCGUAUAGAUCCAGAGGACCAACCCAUCCUCCUGACAGAGGCCCCGUUGAACCCAAAGUGCAACAGAGAGAAGAUGACACAGAUCAUGUUCGAAACUUUUAACUUCCCCGCCAUGUACUUGGAAAAUCAGGCAGUGUGUGCUUUGUACGCGAAUGGCCUCACCACUGGUAUAGUGUUGGACUCCGGGGAUAGAGUGAGUCACGUGGUCCCUGUUUAUGAAGGAUGUGCUCUUCCAUAUGCUAUUCCAAAGGUAAUUAUUUCUGGAAUCGAUAUCACAGAUUACCUCAUGAAACUGCUAAACGAACGGGGUUUCUCAUUCACAACCACAGCCGAGAGAGAAAUCGCAAGAGACAUUAAAGAAAGGUUUUGUUAUGCUGCUUUAGACUUUGAACAUGAAAUGACGUGUGUGUCAACGCCUCCAGAGAGUUACACACUUCCUAACGGGCAAGUUAUCAGUCUCGACAGGGAGAGAUUUAGAUGUCCUGAAAGCCUUUUCACACCAUCUUUAAUAGGACAUGAAUGUAAUGGUAUUCACGAGUCGCUUUAUUACAGUAUAAUGAAAUGUAAUAAAGACACCCCCACCUCACACCUGUUUGGUAACGUUGUACUCGCCGGAGGUACCUCUCUGCUGCCUGGUUUUGCGAAUCGUUUACAAAAAGAGUUGAACAUUUUAGCACCAGCUGGUAUGAAAUCUCGUGUGCUUGCUACACCAGAUAGUCAAACCUGUACAUGGUCCGGGGGUUCAAUUAGGGCGUCAAGGUCCACUUUUUUGGAUGAAUGUAUAAGUAAGGAAGAAUACGAUGAAUACGGACCAGCCCUUGUCCAUCGAAAGUGUUUUUAAGAAUAACUAAUGAUUUUAGGUUACCGUACUAUUGUUUUUCAAUUCAGGAGACGUGAUGAUCAAUAUUAUAGCAAAUUCAGCAUUUAAUUAAAAAAAAUGUAUUAACCGUAUGUGUUUGUAAUAACGCCAUAAUAACGUUGACGUCAACAAUCGGCUCAUUGCAUUCAUAGCAUAUUUGAAUGCAACUUGAAUGUGGUAAGGUUGUAUAGACACAAUGCCAUGCGUAGGUAAAUAUUUAAGCAUUGAACUGCCUUCAGUUGGCAUUCAUAGGCAAUACGAAUUCCAAUUGAACAAAGGCAAAUUCAAUGAAGCGCUAUAGCGCUUCAUGUUGGAUUUAUCUUUUAUUAUGUUAUAUAAUGUCAAUGCCAUACGGUCGUAAAUAGAACGAAAUAUUGUACCUGAUCAAUAUCCUUUAUUACCGGCCAACGGAAGGAAUACUCAUUAUUUAUAAGUGAUUAUUGAACUAGAGCUCUGUUGUUGAAUUUAUCAGGUUCCAGAUGGCAUUCAUAUUGACUGUAAAUGCAAACUAAAAUAUGUUCAAUACUUAAAUACCAUUUCAAAAAUAGUUUAGUCACAGAGAAAAUAUACGUUAUCAAUAUUUCUCGCACUAUAUUAUCAUUUAUAUUAUCAAAAUUCAGUAUGUAGUUUAAAUAUAUGUAUAUAUUGUAUAUGCGUGUUAAAUUGAUGAAACAGUCAUGUAGCAGGGUAAAUAGUAAAAUAUGACUCCAUAAUAAUUGUGAAUGAUCUUAACAUGUGGGUAAUGGCAUUUAUAGCUGAUAUGAAUGCAAUUCUAACUUGUAGGGUUAUAUCAUGGCAGUGCCAAAGAGUGAUGAAUAUUAUUAAUUGUCUUUGGAUUUUUUUCACUGUUUUUGAAGCUUGUAUCUUGACAAACUGGCGGAUUGGCUAAAAUUGACAUUUUGUUAUUGUGUGCACAGUUGCUAUUACUUCUGUGCUUUAUAUCGAUUUUAACUAAUACUCAUCCCAGGACCGUCUUCUUGUUCGGAUCAAGUGUGCACCAUUGUAGUUGUUUUUUUUUACAUGUUUUUCACUUUUUGCAAGUUUCCUGACUCCUGAGACCGUCAUAAUAUUGUAAAAUUGAAAGACAAUAAUUUUAUAUUGAGACGUAUGAAAACUUCGUUUAUUUAUCUUAAUCGUGCGUAUUUAGGUCAAAUAAUACCGUUUGUUGUGAUCAUAUAUUUUGUCAUAUCAUAUUCGAUUGUGAAAUGCGAAUGUUUUUACUUUUAUUCAAAAUUUAGUUUUCUUUAAAUAACGCAGAUUUGCUUUUCACACUUUUCGCCAAGUUUUGCUUAUAGUUGAUUAACUAUGGACUGCAUUGUUUGUUGAAAUAAAGUUUGAUCACAUAUAAUUAUGUACUUUGUAUCAGAUUAAUUCAUGUAGAUGUUCAUCUAAAAACUAAUAUAUUGUUCAGAAAACUUCUGCCCAUUGCAUAUUGCUAGUUAUAUUAUCUUGACCCAUUACGUAGUAUAUAUUUAGAAAAAAAUGAAUACUGACUUUAACGGGUCUAAUAGUGUUAUGAUAUAUGUAUGAGCGAUUUAAAAUUUUUCUUAAGAGUUAAUAGUGAGUUAAUAGUGUUAUGAUAUAUAAUAAUAUGUAAGAGCGAUUUAAUAUUUGUUUCUUCAGACAACUUCAUGCUAAAUAUUGUCUGAAGAAAAUCUCAUUUCAUCGAAGUGAUCAUAUGACUAGCUGGAGUUAUCACACUAAGAACCUAUCCUGCUCUUUUGAAGGAAUGGACUCUUCUCUGAACUUAUUCGAUUGUAUCUUAUGUGUAAUAUGGCAAUUUUAACUGUAACAUAUUCUAGAAGGACAAAGAAACACGAAAAAUGAAGAAUGUUGUUAAAAAGAAAAUGAUAACCCUUCAAGAACUCAUUGUGGAAUGUUAAGUCAAAUGGCACGUGUUGUGAUUACAGACGCCCUUUCCUGAAAAUACAUCAUGUUGUCAAAGAAGGACAUAUUUGUGAUUUGUGCUAGACUUUCGGAUCUAUGCUACAUGUACAUGUACCUUCAAAUUUGUGUUAAAUUUAAGGAUAUAUAUUACUUUAUACAUUAUUCCUGUAAAAUUAUAUGAGAGUUAAGGUCAUUUGUUACCUAAACCAUUAUACCUGUGAUCUGUGUCAAAGUUAAUGUUAUAUGUUACCUUACGCACUGUAACAGUUAUAAGGUGUUUUAAGGAUUAGGGUUCAAACAUCGUUACUGAUAAUAUCUGUGAUUUGUGUUAGAGUUCAGGUUAUAUACUUACUACCUCACAUACAUCUGUGUUUAUCUAAGAUUUAAGAUUAUAUGCUACAUGUUCCUUACAAUUUAUACCCGUGAUAUUUGGAAGAUAUAUGUCAUAUAUUUGUCUUAAAUUCUAUGCACACUUUUUUGUACACUUUUCAAACAUAUCAUUAAUCAAUUUUCCUUCUUUCAAUUGUAAAAAUAAUGUUAUAAACUUCUCGGGGGAAAAUAUAUAUAUACCUGCAUGCAAACCAAGUAGGUAUGAUACAGUAAGUUUAAUUGACACAAUAUAUGUAGAAUUACAGUGAGUUAUAGAUACACAAUAUCUGUACAAAAAUGACCUUAUACUAUUAAUGUUUCCCCUUAUGUAACUAACAUGUUACAUUAAAAUAGGUUAAAGAUAUGCAAAUUUUGUAACAUUACAGUACGUUAUAUUUACGUUAUAUAAUGUCUGUAAAAUUACAUUGUGUGAAAAGUUACAAUAUUUACACAUGCAUAUGAUAUUACGAACUAUGCAAUGUCUGUAAAAUUACAUUGUGUGAAAAGUUACAAUAUAUACACAUGCAUAUGAUAUUACGAACUAUGCAAUGUCUGUAAAAUUGAAGUAAGUAGGUAUGCAAUGAAUUAACAGAAAUAACAAUAUACCAACUAAUGCUUCCCGUCUAGGUAUCUACCCGUCAUCACUCUAGAUUACCGUUAAAGUUCCUCAAUUACGAACUGUACAAUACCUGCUUACUAUUACAUGUUAUGGUGUUUUAUUCAUUUUUUUCCUUUAUGUAACGAUACCUUAUAUUCAGAAUGACAGGUUAUGAUAUAUCCGUUAUAAACUUUAUAAAACUUUGUUCAUAAUAUACCAAGUAAACUACAGUGACGUCAUACUCGGAUGCUUCGGGUUUUUAAUAUAUCCAUUCCAUUGUCGUUAAUUGUACGAAACUUAUGACAUCAUAAAUGAGGGCAUUUUUUGAUGAUGUUUUAUAUUAGAUAUUCUGAUAUGAAAUAUUAUCCCCAUUGUGUUGUGUUCCUUUAUUAAUCGACGUCAGAUUUCAGUAAUGUAGUGGAUGUUUCGGUUUUACUAAUAUAGGUACUAUUGAAUACACCAUCCACAGAACACUAGUUAGAUACACAGUGACGUUCCACCCGCCAUGUGUGAAUGCUACAGUCUAUAGAAAGUAAAUUGAGCUUUGCUUUUGUAAAAUACACUAUAUCAUGUUUAUACUAAUGAAAAUAAAUCAAUUCCUUACUUGAGAUUUACACAAAGUAUUUUAAGUGAAUGUGGACUGAUGUAUAUAUAGGAUGACACAAAGUAUUUGAAAUGAAUUUUGACUGAUGUAUAUAUAUAGGAUUACACAAAGUAAUGAAAUCUGUAAUUUCUCUAAGUCUAUGUGUUACAGAACAUAUAAACAAAUUAUUAUUUUGAAAAGUGUCUAGAAUUGUUGACUGAAAAUGAACGAAUUGUAUUGUGUAAAUUUAGAAAUAUUUAUCAUAAAUUUAUAGUUAGAACUGGAAGAUGGAAUAAUUUUAGUACUAAAACUGAAUACAUACUGCGAUAACCAAAACAUUGGUGACAAAUUUCACUACUAUGGGCGGAUUGGUCAAGUGGUUAACACUUCGGCCUUCCACGCAGACGGCCGGGGUUCGAUCCUCGA